This is a messenger RNA of Sceloporus undulatus (fence lizard), 2068 nucleotides long. RefSeq names its product UDP-GlcNAc:betaGal beta-1,3-N-acetylglucosaminyltransferase like 1 (gene B3GNTL1). The coding region runs from base 71 to 805 and encodes 244 amino acids. The record is from RefSeq and is a predicted model, not a curated record. The transcript has 10 exons. Lineage: Eukaryota; Metazoa; Chordata; Lepidosauria; Squamata; Phrynosomatidae.
CUUUGCUAAAAAUCAGGCAGUAGAUCAGAGCUCGGGGACCUACCUCUGCUUUCUGGAUUCAGAUGAUGUGAUGAUGCCUCAGCGAAUAAGGCUGCAAUGGGAAGCUGCUAUUCAACAUCCCAAAAGUAUUAUAGGAAGCCAAAUUAAGAGAGAGCCUGUGGAGGCAACUGAGCGAUACACUAGGUGGAUCAAUAAUCUAACACAUGAGCAACUCCUUACUCAGAUUUUCACUUCCCAUGGACCAACAGUAAUUAUGCCAACUUGGUUCUGUUCCCGAGAAUGGUUUUGCCAUGUGGGCAGAUUUGAUGAAGGGGGAAAGGGUGUUCCAGAAGACUUGCUGUUCUUUUAUGAACAUCUUCGAAAAGAUGGUGGAGUUUUUCGAGUUGACCAGUGCCUUCUUCUCUACCGUUACCACCCACAGGCAGCCACUCAUUCAGUUCUAGAGGAGACUAUCUGGAGAUACCGGGUCUCAUUUCUAGAAGAGAGACUUCUGAGUCACUGGACCUGCUUCACCAUUUGGAAUGCUGGCAAACAAGGACGGAAGCUCUUUCGGAGUUUGUCUCAAGCUAAUCAGAAGAAGGUGGUUGCAUUUUGUGAUGUGGAUAAAAAUAAAAUCAUGAAAGGUUUUUACACUUACGAAGACUCUAAGGAAAUUCCCAAACCCAAGAUUCCUAUCUUACAUUUCAGAGAUGCUUCAUCACCUUUCAUUAUUUGUGUAAAACUGGAUCUGACAAGUGGGCAGUUUGAAGAAAAUCUGAACCUCUUGGAACUGAAAGAAGGAGUGGAUUAUUACCAUUUUAACUGAAGAUCACACAGGAGCAAGCAAAGGCACGUAAAAAUCUGCUUCCUCUGAGCUAUGUGUUUCUCCAAGGCAUGACUUCCUUCAUGGCUGCUGUGAUCAUGGGCUCUCCCAUUAUCUUACCACCCCUAAACCUGAGUAGGAGAUGGGAUCAGUUGCUGUGUCUGGAUCAUUUUUCACCCACCUGCCAGCGUAGCACAUUGUAGUGUUGGAUUCCAGGAUAAGAGUAUAUAAUAUUUCCUCAAGGCCUGUAGAUGUAACUUUAAUUUUUAAAGUCCUUUUGUGACUUUCAUUGUACUGCAUUUGUAUAUUUUACAAAUGCUAAUAUACUUAUAAUACAUAUUAAAAUACUUAUAAUAAACUAAAUAGUAAAAAGAAAAGAAAACGGGAGGAUACUACCACAUGGUCAGGAGUAGACAUUUUAUUUCAAGUUUGGGGAAAAGAAGUUUCAAUUGUAUUUCCUGUUUUUAGAGGUGAUAUAUUUUUAGUUUUCCAGUCAAAACCAUACACUCAAUAUAGGUUGUGAUCCCACUGUUUUGGUGCCCUUUACACAGGCCAAGAACAUCAACAGUCCCUUUCCUGAAUAUCAGUUUGCAUAGUUGCCAUUACUAGCAUUCAAACACAUCACGCACACACACCUAUUUCCCCUUUCAAGAGCAAAGUGGCUAUCCUUGUGAGCACAACAACUGGAGUUGUGGGUUGACGUUUACUACAGAGAAGCUAAGCUAACAGCAAUGCAUGACAGGGUAACUUGCUUUAGCAAGUACAAAUUGCUUCACUAGCAUGUUCAAGCUUUCAUUGUAAACAAGACAAACAGCUGGAAAAGAUAGAAUAUACAAGAAAUUGUGGUUUGAUCUUUCCAAUAGAUACUUGAAUUCAAUUUUGAAAAAGGAACAUGCAAUAUCAAGGCUCAGAAUUCAUAUUAAAUUUGAACUACAAGAGAAAAUUAUGUGUCCAAACUGCCAUCUUGUGGCUAUGAAUGUGGAGUUAACACUAUCAGACUUUAAGUUUAGUUAACAAUUCUUUAAAUAAAAAUUCUCUAGUAAAUACAGUGCUUCCAAAUGCAGGCCUGCAAACUAUUACUUUUUCUUUAUACAGUUGCUCAGGUUGUUGAGUCAAAUUCUUCUUUCUCUUUUGGAUCUUUGUUUUCAAUGUUGAUGGGUUUCCAUUUAUUUGUUCUGCAGAAAAUAUGCAAAAGGGAAAGCAUUGUGGCUUAACUUCACGACAUAAUUAAGAGUUAGCUUGAAAAUAAAAGAAAAGAAACCGUUA